AUGAAAAAGAUUAAUGUUUUCGUAGUUCCUGUUCAUGGGACUGUUCUUUACCCAUAUUAGAAUUUGAAACUCAGAUUAACAGAAUUGUAGUUCUAUGAUGCCAAAGUGAAUAAUAACUAUGUCGCUAUAGUACCAGUGGUUGACCAACAAGUGGAUGGGAUUUAGAGAAUUCAGAGAUUCAGUCAGUACGGUACUUUAGUGAGACUUACAAGCGAAGAUUACACAGUCUACGCUUCAAAUAAAAUUUACCAAGCCUUUUCAUUUGCUAGAAUCAAGAUAGAUUCUAUAAUAAAAUCCACUCCAUAUUAUAUGGUCUCAGCAGAAGUCUUGGGGGAUGAAAUAGUUGAUGAAUAAGGAUUAUGGAGUAGUUAAAUAAUAGACUAGUUAAAGGAAUUGGCAAAAUAAUAUCUAGAAUAAUUCUAAAUGAAUCCAAGUCCAUAGUUCCUACAAAUAAUACAAGAAGAGAAGAACAUAAAUAAAUUAUUCUUUACUAUAGCCUCGAAUGCUGAUUUACCUUACAGUUAGAAGCUUAAAUUAUUGUAGAUUGAUGAUCACAAAACAAAGAUCACUUUAUUGAUACAAUAUUUAAAAACUAAGGUUGAAGAGUUUGCUUAAACUAAAGCAUUGGAAUAGAAAGUAUCAAAAGACCUCAUGCAAUAAAUGUCUAAAUAGGUUAAUAAAUCUAGUAAUCUACCUACUAAUCUUCCAGGAUUCCCAUAUUAAAAAUAAAAAAAUAAUGACAUCGAGAAAUUAUAAGCCAAAAUCAAAGAAGCCAACCUUCCAGAUCAUGUUAGAGAGAUUGUUGAAUAAGAAAUGCAGAAAAUUGAAAAAGGAUCAAUGGGAGUAGAUUCAAAUGUAACUAGAAAUUACAUUGAUUUGAUACUUCAAUUACCAUGGAAUUAAUAAGUAGAAGAAUCUUUGAGUAUUGAAAAAUGCAAGGAAACACUUGAUGCUGAUCACUUUGGAUUAACUAAAGUAAAAGAGAGAAUAUUAUAAUUCUUGGCAGUAAAGAAAUUAAGAAAAGAGAGAAAAGUAGCUGAUUCAAAUGGCUAAGGAUCAAUCAUCUGUUUCUUUGGUCCUCCUGGUGUUGGUAAAACUUCACUUGGCUAAAGCAUUGCCAAAUCUCUAAAUCGUCCCUUUUAUAGAAUUGCCUUGGGUGGAGUAUCUGAUGAAGCUCAAAUCAGAGGACACAGACGUACUUAUGUUGGAGCAUUUCCAGGAUCCUUUAUUUAGGCUAUCAAAAAAGUGAAAUGCAAGAAUCCAGUGAUUUUAUUGGAUGAGAUUGAUAAAUUGACAUCUAAUCAUAGAGGUGAUCCUAGUUCUGCCUUAUUGGAAGUCUUAGAUCCUGAGUAAAAUAGUCAUUUCAUGGAUAAUUAUUUGAAUAUAGAAUUUGAUUUAAGUAGCGUAUUAUUUAUAGCAACUGCCAAUCAAUUAGAAACUAUUCAACCAGCAUUAAGAGAUCGUUUAGAAUUAAUAGAAAUUGUUGGUUAUACAGUUAAAGAGAAAGCAGCUAUUGCUAAUAGCUAUCUGAUACCUAAAUAACUAUAAAAAAAUGGACUAGUGAAUGAAUAGGUUACAAUACCUUAGGAAAUUAUUCAUAAAAUAAUAAAAUAACACACUAGUGAAGCAGGAGUCAGAUAAUUGGAAAGAGUGAUAGCCAAGAUUUAUAGAAAUAUUGCUCUCAAAUAUGUAACAGAUUAAUAAAACUUUAAAACCAUUGUUGUAGAUUAAGAAAGUUUAAUUGAAAUAUUAGGGCCAUCCAUCCAUUCAGAUAAGCAUACUACUCCUUUAAUAUCAAUACCUGGAGUAUGUAAAGGUUUGGCAUGGACUCCAGCAGGAGGUAAAGUGUUGAUGAUUGAAUCAGUGAAAAUGGAAGGCAAAGGAAAAUUUGAGAUUACUGGAAUGAAAGUGUAAGAACAGCAAUUUGGAUGGAUUAAAGCAUACUGGCCAUAAAUUAAAAUACUCAGCAAAUCAAAUACAAAUAUUAACUUUGAUGCACUUGAUAUUCAUAUCCAUUUUCCAGCUGGAGCAACUCCAAAAGAUGGACCAUCGGCAGGAGUAGCUAUAACAACAGCAAUUGUAUCAUUACUCACAGGAUUGAAAGUGAAAAGUGAUAUUGCAAUGACUGGUGAAAUCACUUUGACAGGGAGAGUCUUACCAGUUGGAGGUAUAAAAGAGAAAAUUCUUGGAGCAUUUGAGAGUGGCAUAUUUAGUGUCAUAAUUCCACAUAGGAAUAAAGCAAACUUGGUAGAUGUUGAACCUGAAAUUAGAGAGAAAAUGUCAAUUCAUUUGGUGAAAACAAUAGAUUAAGUGCUUCAAAUAGCUUUAGAAGGAAAUGGUCCCAAUUUCAAAAUGAUUAAUUUAGCAAAUUUGUGAAAGUCAUUCAAUUUAAUGUUAUUUUAAAAUAUUU
Messenger RNA from Paramecium tetraurelia, 2410 nucleotides. RefSeq lists its product as uncharacterized. The transcript has 6 exons. NCBI's taxonomy places the organism in Eukaryota, Ciliophora, Oligohymenophorea, Peniculida, Parameciidae. The record is from RefSeq and is a predicted model, not a curated record. Gene Ontology annotation, biological process: protein targeting to peroxisome; protein catabolic process; protein processing. Gene Ontology annotation, cellular component: peroxisomal matrix. Gene Ontology annotation, molecular function: ATP-dependent peptidase activity; ATP hydrolysis activity; ATP binding.